CUUUCCGGUGUUGCGGUGGCCUGCUGAUACGUACCUAAUAUCUGUGGCAUUGUGGCCCCCGCUGUCCAACAUCUCAGUAUUGUCAUUUUCUUCACAACAGUAUGGCGACUCUUGGUGCAUCGUUACGGUUGGCAGUAUUCUCGCUGCUAGUUGCAGUUGUAUUCGGCAGCAAUGGAUCGCCCCACCUGCUAGAUCUUCUGAACCCGUGGCGAUCGGACUGGACCGCACCGGCCGGAUAUGUGUCGAACCGUUCGGAAGCUUUACGGUUUCGUACCCGUGUCGAUCACUACGAUGCGCAGAACAGGGCCACGUUCGAGUUUGAUUACGUGUCGAACGGAGAGUACUAUCGGCCGGGCGGACCGAUUUUCAUCAUCGUCGGUGGAAACAACGCACUGAACGCGUACUUUAUCGAAAAUGGACUCUUUCACGAUAUCGCCCGCGAUGAGGGUGCUUGGUUGUUUAGCAACGAGCAUCGUUACUAUGGCCGCAGCUCACCGGUGGAGAAUUAUUCCACACCCAACAUGCGAUUCCUGAGCGUCGAGCAGGCACUGGUCGAUCUGGUCGAAUGGAUCGAUCAUCUGCGCCGGGAGGUAGUCGGCGAUCCGAACGCGAAAGUGAUUCUGCACGGGCUCGGGUACGGUGGUGCCGUUGCCAUCUGGGCACGGCAACGGUUCCCAAGCCUGAUCGAUGGGGCCUGGGGCUCGACAGCCUCCGUCAUCGCUCGGGUGAACUUUAGUGAGUACGGUGAGGAUAUGGGCGAAACGAUCCGAACGCUCGGUCACGCCGAUUGCUACGGUAUCGUGUGGCGUGGCUUCCGAACGGCCGAGAAUCUAGUCGACGCCGGCCAGUACGAUCGGCUGUCGGAGAUGUUCCGCACCUGCGAACCGCUUCAGGCCGCCGAUCCGCUCACGAUCGAAACGUUCUUCUUCGGGUUGAAGGGUUCGUUCGAGGCGGAAAUGUUCGGCCAGGCCAGCCCCGACUCGGUGGGGCGCAUGUGCGAUGAGCUGAUGGCCGACCCGGCUGACACGGCGCUGGAAGUAUUGGCAAACUUUUUCGAGCGCCGGUACGGUGCAUUUGACUGUGUGCCGUUCGACUUCGAGAGUAACAUUGCGAGCUCGAUGUACGAAGAAGUCGGAGCACCGAACAAUGCUGACUUCGGCAUUAGGCAGCGUUUGUAUCAGCUUUGCACGGAGUUCGGUUGGUUCCUGACAUCGUCGUCCGGUGACAGUCCGUUCGGGACACGCAUCACGUACCGCUACUUUAUCGAUACAUGCCGGGCAGUGUUUGGUGAUUGGAUCGAUCAGGACGUGGUGUACGAUGGUGUCCGGUUGACGAACUUACACUUCGGUGCGGAUGAUCCACGCGUUACGAAUGUGGUGUACGUGAACGCACAGUACGAUCCGACACGGUUCGUCUCGAUUACGAACUACACCAAUCUGCAGGCUAAUGCGUUCGUUACCGAGAAUGCAGUCGUGUCACUCGAUUGGAUGCCGGCCAGUGUGGCCGAUUCGGAUGAUUUGAGGCGCAUUCGACAGGAGAUCGUAGCGUACGUGCGUGGUUGGGUCGCGGGAGGUAUCAUUGGGUUGAAGUAAGCGGAAUGUGAGUGGCUCUCGUCUCUCGUUGUACUAAAACUGAUAUUUUGCAUACCUUCAGGGGUAGAUUCGUAAAAUCGUUCUUUGGAUACAAAUUGGCUGCGAAUUUAGUUUUAGGUUUACGAAACGAAAUUGAAGCAGUUAAAUCAAACGUAAAAGAAAUAAUUAAAAAAACACAAUACGUUUUUGUUUAAUAAACUCUGAUCGCAUUUAGUACGGAGA
Anopheles stephensi (Asian malaria mosquito) is the source of this 1814-nucleotide messenger RNA. RefSeq names its product putative serine protease K12H4.7. Gene Ontology annotation, molecular function: serine-type exopeptidase activity; dipeptidyl-peptidase activity. Gene Ontology annotation, biological process: proteolysis. NCBI's taxonomy places the organism in Eukaryota, Metazoa, Arthropoda, Insecta, Diptera, Culicidae. The transcript is spliced from 2 exons. The record is from RefSeq and is a predicted model, not a curated record. Bases 102 to 1592 code for a protein of 496 amino acids.